Cherax quadricarinatus is the source of this 2724-nucleotide messenger RNA. The record is from RefSeq and is a predicted model, not a curated record. NCBI's taxonomy places the organism in Eukaryota, Metazoa, Arthropoda, Malacostraca, Decapoda, Parastacidae.
ACCCGGCUGCAUGUACUGAUUAUUCUGGACCCUAUUUUGAAAUUGGAAUAUUUUGAAUUUUGUGUGAAAUUGGCCAUAUUACCAAUACCAGGUUGACUGCAUUGAUUAUUCUGGACCCUAUUUUGAAAUUGGAAUAUUUUGAAUUUUCUGUGAAAUUGGCCAUAUUUCCAAUUUCCAAUCACUUUAUUGGGAAGUUGAAAUAGUUGAAUUGGCCAAUUUUAUGUGCUUAAUAGAUAAUAUGGAACACAUACUAGUGAAAUAGCUAAGAAUUUGGUAUAAUGGAACUAUGUAAUUGGCCAAAAUCAGGACUCAAGGUGGGCAAAAUUGCUAAUGCAUAAAUAUUUCUGACUCAGCGAAAUUUGCAGGAGUAUAACUUCAUCAAUUCUUUAUAAAAUUAUGUACUUUUUAUUUUAUUACAUUAUUAUUACGUUCUCUAUGAUUUCCUAAGACCCUGUGGGGAAUUUUCAGAUUGGAGGUCAAUAAAAGAAUACAGAAAAAAUUGUUUAAACACAAGAGCAAAUAAUAAUAAUAAUAAUAAUAACAAUAAUAUUGUUGAGUGUAUCUGCAGUGUUCUAGUACAUACAUUAAUGUUUUAACACAAAACAAAUUAUGAUAGUGUUUUAACAAACAAUAUGAACUUUAUUAAUGCUCAUAAGUAGGAAAAGUUUUGCCUAAAUAAAUCUUAACAUGGGAAUAUGUUCAUAAGGAAAACCAUGUGUUCAGUGUCCAAAAUUGUUAAAAAAAUCAUGAAAUAGACAUGUGUGUACAUAAGGAAGAUUAACUAUACCACUGUUGUAUGACUAAAAUAUUUUAAAUGAAAUACCUUCAUUUAAAAAAUAUGGAAAAACAUAAAGAACAUAAACCAUAUGAAUGUUCUGAGUGUCUGAAAUGUUUUAGUCAAAAAAGCCAUCUUGUGUCACAUACGAGAGUACAUACAGGAGAUAAACCAUAUGAAUGUUCUGAGUGUCUGAAAUGUUUUAGUCAAAAAAGCCAUCUUGUGUCACAUACGAGAGUACAUACAGGAGAUAAACCAUAUGAAUGUUCUGAGUGUUUGAAAUGUUUUAGUCAAAAAAGCCAUCUUGUGAAACAUAUGAGAAUGCAUACAGGAGAUAAAUCAUAUCAAUGUUCUGAGUGUCUGAAAUGUUUUAGUGAAAAAAGCAGUCUUGUGAAACAUAUGAGAGUACAUACAGGAGAUAAACCAUAUCAAUGUGCAGAGUGUUUGAAAUGUUUUAGUAAAAAAUGUAAUCUUGAGGCACAUGUGAGAGUACAUACAGGAGAUAAACCAUAUCAGUGUUCUGAGUGUCUAAAAUGUUUUAGUGAAAAAAGCAGUCUUGUGAAACAUGUGAGAGUGCAUACAGGAGAUAAACCAUAUCAAUGUUCUGAGUGUCUGAAAUGUUUUAGUCGAAAAAGCCAUCUUGUGACACACAUGAGAGUACAUACAGGAGAUAAACCAUAUCAAUGCAAUGAGUGUCUGAAAUGUUUUAAUGUAAAAGGCAGACUUCUGUCACAUAUGAGAGUACAAACAGGAGAUAAACCAUAUCAGUGCACAGAGUGUUUGAAAUGUUUUACUCAAAAAGGCAUUCUUGUGACACACAUGAGAGUACAUACAGGUGAUAAACCAUAUCACUGUUCUGACUGUCUGAAAUAUUUUAGUCAAAAUAGCAGUCUUGUUACACACAUGAGAGUACAUACAGGAGAUAAACCAUACCAAUGUUCUGAGUGUCCGAAGUGUUUUAGUGUAAAAAGCAGUCUUGUGACACAUAUGAGAGUACAUACAGGAGAUAAACCAUACCAAUGUUCUGAGUGUCUGAAGUGUUUUAGUGUAAAAAGCAAUCUUGUGACACAUAUAAGAGUACAUACAGGAGAUAAACCAUAUCAAUGUUCUGAGUGUCUGAAGUGUUUUAGUGUAAAAAACAAUCUUCUGACACAUAUGAGAGUACAUACAGGAGAUAAACCAUAUCAGUGUUCUGAGUGUCUGAAAUGUUUCAGUGUAAAAAGGAGUCUUGUGACACAUAUGAGAGUACAUACAGGAGAUAAACCAUAUCAAUGUUCUGUCUAAAAUGUUUUAAUGUGAAAAGCCAUCUUGUGACACAAAUGAGAGCUUACCUAUAGUUUACCUGGAGAGACUUCCGGGGUUCAACGCCCCCGCGGCCCAGUCUGUGACCAGGCCACCUGGUGGAUCAGAGCCUGAUCAACCAGGCUGUUACUGCUGGCUGCACGCAAUCCAACAUAUGAGCCACAGCCCGGCUGGUCAGGUACUGACUUUAGGUGCUUGUCCAGUGCCUGCUUGAAGACAGCCAGGGGUCUAUUAGUAAUCCCCCUUAUGUAUGCUGGGAGACAGUUGAACAGUUUUGGGCCCCUGACACUUAUUGUAUUGUCUCUUUACAUGCUAAUGACACCCCUACUUUUCAUUGGGGGGAUGUUGCAUCAUCUGCUGAGUCUUUUGCUUUCGGGUUUUGAGUGAUUUUCAUGUGCAAGUUCGGUACUAGUCCCUCUAGGAUUUUUCAGGUGUAUAUAAUCAUGUAUCUCUCCCGCCUGCAUUCCAGGGAGUACAGGUUCAGGAACUUCAAGCGCUCCCAGUAAUUGAGGUGUUUUAUCUCCAUUAUGUGUGCCGUGAAGGUUCUCUGUACAUUUUCUAGGUCAGCAAUUUCACCUGCCUUAAAAGGUGCUGUUAGUGUGCAGCAAUAUUCCAGCCUAGAUAGAACAAGCAACCUGAUAAGUGUC